AUGUACGCCCAAAAUGAGGACAAGUUCGAUAUGGGCUCGGAGAGCUCAUGCUCGUCGCUCAAUGAGAUUCCGAUGGAGAUGGAUCUCACAGCGUCUGGGCCUCCGAUCUCGGACGACGAAACUGAUAUGGAGACCAGAGAGCGGAAAUACAUCACGUACGCGAAACGAAUAUUACCUCACGUCGGAUUAGUGUGUCUACUUUUCGCCUACCUCCUCAUAGGAGCCACGAUUUUUCAUGCGAUUGAAGGCCCAAAUGAACUAGUGCAGCGUGAUUACGAACUGCGAACUAUUUUUGGAUUACGAGACGACUUUCAAGAUCACAUUUGGAAUAUAACGCAGGAUGUCGACAAUCGAAUUUCACGAGAGGCAUUUAAUUCAAUAAAUCAGGAAUAUUUCGAACAAUUAGUCAAGAAUAUAUUCGUAUCGUAUAGAAAUCAGUUCAUCAACGAACAUCAUCUAAUGAACAAGACAAAAGGAGAGGGUUUACUGUGGACCUAUCCAAACAGUAUUUUCUUCGCCACAACAGUCAUCACAACAAUUGGUUAUGGCAAUUUGGUACCAACUACGACAUCUGGAAGAGUAGCAUGUAUAAUCUUCGCACUAUUUGGAAUUCCUUUAUUACUGGUAACAAUCGCGGAUAUCGGAAAGUUUUUGUCAGAAUUUCUCAGCUUUCUUUACAAGUCAUACCGAGCAUUCAAACGAAAAUUGAUCGCACGACGGAGGACAAGUAUUGCGGCUGCGAUCCGAAAACAAUCGCGGCGUAUUUCACUUCACUAUCGUUCAUCUUCACAUUCACAUACGAGUGAGACUGGCUCGUCCAAGGUGCGGUGA
Messenger RNA from Ostertagia ostertagi, 831 nucleotides. NCBI's taxonomy places the organism in Eukaryota, Metazoa, Nematoda, Chromadorea, Rhabditida, Trichostrongylidae. The record is from the annotation of a GenBank genome assembly.